This is a messenger RNA of Cladocopium goreaui, 511 nucleotides long. NCBI's taxonomy places the organism in Eukaryota, Dinophyceae, Suessiales, Symbiodiniaceae. The record is from the annotation of a GenBank genome assembly.
UGAUGGUCAUCGACUCGGAUUCCGACAAUGAGAAGAGCAAGGCCCUCCGCAGCGCACAGGGGCCACAAGGGCCACCAAAGGUGCCAACGCCUCCUCCGGUGAAGCCAACCAUUCCAGUGACUGCGGCUCCACAGGCUCCACAGGCGACAGAAAAGCCCAAGAAGGACAAAAAGGAAAAGAAAAAGAAGGAAAAGCCCAAGAGUUCCUCCUCGUCGGGCAGCGAUAGCGACGACUCAGACAAUCCAAAGAAGAAGAAAAGGAUAAACAAUUUCAGCUCAUUGAGAAACAUCGAGAAGGAAAGGGCUGAUGUGCGGAAGCACCGAAAUGCGGGUGCAGAAGCGGCACAGAACAUGCUGAAGGCUCUCAGUGACAAUCCUUACUUUGCACCAUAGAGGAGCAGAGGUUUGUGGAGGCCAAGUGAAUGUGCGGCUGCAAAUUCAGCCAUUCAUAUGCCUGCUGCAGUCUACCAUUAUGCGAGCAUGAGGAAGUCUGAGGAAACUAUGUGACCGGG